Dibothriocephalus latus is the source of this 948-nucleotide messenger RNA. NCBI's taxonomy places the organism in Eukaryota, Metazoa, Platyhelminthes, Cestoda, Diphyllobothriidea, Diphyllobothriidae. The record is from the annotation of a GenBank genome assembly.
AUGCGUUCUAGAAGACUGAUUGUGCUCCUUAUUGUGAUUGCAAUCUUCCUGAUGACAUAUCGUGGUCUAGACAAUGUGGACAUUUUCAAGAGCAGUAAAUGGCUGGAAUUUCAGACCUAUGUGGUGGAUAGUGGUCACAUAGAAACAAAACGCCAAAACCUUCCGAACCUGAAAAAGAUACGUUGGCCGGAGAGGGAGUAUCUUCCCGCACCAAUGGGUGCGCCAGGAAGUCGUCAGUUGCCUCUGGAUGCCAAAUUCAGUCGCGCGCAGAUGCACACUUUGUGGAGUCUCUUCAGCAGCUUCAUUACGGCUAUGGAGGAGCUCGGUUUCAGCGACAGAGCCAUGAUGCGUAGGUUUCAACCCGACAUUCUCGUUAUGGGGCUUGGCCCGAGGGACAAGAUCUACGCAAGGUUAAUUGAACCGAGAAACUCCCCUGAGGACGUGUACGGAAGUCGUAAAUUGAGUGCCUACAAUUGGGGCUGGCCCUACAUUGACAUUAGUUACUACUCCACCAAUUUGACGCACGUACAUGUACUCGCCCCAUCCUAUCUUCGGUAUGAUACCUAUGCCAAAUCUGAUGUCUUUCCCCUGCUGCUCCGACCAUUCAACAAGUUCUGGGUUCCGACGCCAAGAAACACAUUUGCCGUUCUGCUGCAGAGUUUCCCUGGGAAGGAGGAUUGCUACACCCAGCUCUAUUCCCACAUCUUUGAGAAUGGAACUGAAGGUGUGAUGUUGCCGUGCAGAAACCUGGCGAAGAGGUAUGCCUUCGUUGAACACGUCCCCCUGCACCACAGCAUCCAGAGCAAGAAUGGUAGCCAGGCAGAUUUGGAUUGGGUCCGAGAGCGGCUGCUUCGAGAUGGAAAGGUCAUCCACGAGCUCCAGUUGGUUGCACCUCGGCGAGAAUCCAAUGUGGAAACCUAUAGCCUGCAGGCAAAGUCUAAUAUAUGA